AUGUCAACUCACAAAACAGUCAUAGAAGCUACUGCCGCACACGAUGCAUUUCUUGCCAAGAUUGGAUCAAAAAUAGUAAUAUUGAGCAAAGAUGGAACCACAAAAUCACUUGCGUCUGCAAUUUUCCUAGACCAAAAAGGCAGAGGCAAGAGCAUAUCUACAUUACCCACACAUUUUGUAAAGCCGCUCAAACAACGCAGUCUGCCCAUUAUUGCUAAACGAUUCAUUCGAAAAAAUGGGAAACUACCCAAUGCAUUAGCUGCUAAUUCUGAACAAAACGGCUCUGUAAUGUCCGUAUCCAUGUCAGAUUCAUCGGCCAUGCACCAUUAUGCGAAUCUUGACAAGAGCAGCAAGUCUAAAAAUGGAAAAUCAUUGGCUCAAAACAAUUCUAUCACCAAGAAACAAUCAAACCAAGAGGAAAAAAGUUUCUUGCUACCAAUUCAAGAUGCCAGUAAUUGUCAAUCAAGUGUCAAAGAGUCUCCAUCAGAAGCCAUAAAUCCACCAUCAAUAUCCAAUCGCUCGAUAACUGAAAACUCGCAUAUUUCAAAUUUCAGCACUAAAUCAGAGCUUUUGUUAAAUAACAAGGCAGUAUACUUGGAUGCAAGUUCUAUCCCCAUGCAUAGUCCUGCAUUGGACCAACGGCAAAAAGGCCCUCAAAAUCCAAAACAAAUUAUGCUUCAAAAACAGAGAAAAAUUCGAUAUGGAAAUCUUAUUUUUCAAACUCAAUCCAACACAAACUCUAAAGCACAUGAUUUGCAAGCUGUAUCUACAAACAUAAUUGAUUCAAAAAAUUCACUUGCAAGCUUUUUUCAAAAAGUAGACAGUAUGCACUGUAAUACUGCCAGCAGCAAUACUUGUAUUCGCCAGACAUCAAUAGAAGCAUCCCAUUCAAACUGUAGUCGCAUUAAAAGUGAACAUCAAAAUGAUUGCAGUAGUACUGAUGAAACUAGAACUAUCAAUCCUGUCAACCAAAAUAUAGAUGUGUUAAACCAAUCAGUUCUGGAAAGCACCGUUGAAGCUAUAUCACUAGACAGCAGCACAAAUGUACCCUCUCACAUCAACGAUCAUCCAACUUAUGAUGGUGGCCAAAUCCCUGAACCUAAAAUUUUAUCACGUACCGCAUUAAAUAAAGUUGAACACGGCAGUCAAUCACAGACAAACCAACACUAUAUUGCAUCUAGUGUGGUGCCUGAUUCAUCCAAAUGCAUACCAAAUGCUACAUCUGAAAUUUCAGCCGCGUUGGCUCUUUAUGCAUGGACAGGUGCAAAAGCAACCUUAUCAACCAAAUGUCUUGCAAAAAAUACGUCCAUCUCUGGACCACAAAACGCUAUUCAAGUAAAACAGACACCAUCACUCACAUCAACUCGAACACCCAACUACUUGGAAAAAAACAGGAUUGUGAUUGAAUCACCCUCACCCCUUACUCCAUUAAACUCUAAGCCACUUUUUUACAGUCAUACUGUAUCCACAAACGAAACUACCCAACUCGAGAGUAACGUGCUGGAUCGUAUUCGCGAGUGGACAGCGUGGGAUGUUGCCAUGCUGCGCGAAUUAACUCAUAUGAUUGAACCAGUUUAUGCAGCAGACAAGCUGCAUGAAGCAGCAUCAAAUGAGCUAAAUGCAAAAAUAGAAUUGAAGCCAUCUACCGACUCUGAAAACACAAAAAGUGAGGGAAAAGAAACCUUGCACAAUCGACCAUUUAAAGAUCAUAAGGAUGCCAAGCAUAACAACAUGCACAUUUCAUUCAAACUUUGUGACUACGAUAUCAACAGUUGUAGUGGAUCUAUUUUGCAAACACUCUGCUCUACAGACAAUCAUACUUUUGAAAAUGACUUUGAAGCUUCUAGCUUAAUGAAUCCAAGUGAUCCACUGUUGAAGCCAAUACAGAGCAUUAUCCAUAUCCAUCAAAACCAAAAUCCCAAUAUUCCAAAAUCUACUGGAAAUCACGACACUCGCAAAUACGUUCGAGGUAUUAAUGGUGGUCUAGAACUCACAUCAAAUUCCAAGCCUGCUCAAUCAUCACAGUUUUAUGACAAUGGAAUGAAAUCCCCUCGAUCUAGCUCGACAGCUGGACUACGUCAACUCAUAACGACAGCUAUUAAUCCCAAGUCUUACACACCCGAAGUAAUUGACUCGUACACUCAGCAUGGGUUUCAACCUACUCCACAACACUAUCCAUAUAUGCGCAAUUUGCCACCUUCGAUCCCAAACACAAACUUUAAUGUCGUGUCUAUCAAUCCAAACCAGUGCACUUCCUCUCCUGCCGUAUAUUCUCAUCGUGCAACUCUAGAUCCAUCAGUCAUUAAGCGACCAAAAUUACCAAUUAAAAAAAGCAAGAGUCAAAAAGUGGGUCAUGAAGCUACUGGCGGUAUGGCGCCUCGGAAUACUGGAGUAAGUGGUAAGCCAAAACACAAAUCUAAACAACUCGAACCUACUCGUAAAGCUAUACCCCAACAGCAUACAUCGCUACAAUGCAAUACUGAGUCGGUGGAUGAAGAUGAAACAGAAAUUGACAAUGAUUCUAGUACUCCUAUACCAUCCACAGACUUACCGUUAUCCAUUGCAUGCACGUUUACAAACCCAUUGAAAAGCGCAGAUGUGGAAAUAAAGGAAACUCGAGAUUUCAACAUGGACAGCGUGGGCCAGUACGUUUUAGAUUCAGAGCAUGCGAAUGCAAAUACUACUGCAAUUGAAUUUUCAAAUAAGCAUUGGGAUGAUCCGGAUGUAGAGGCAUCAACAGAUAAUAUGGCGUAUAAUCUGUGGAAUGAGAUGCCUAUGCCGUAUUUGGAACAAUCUUCCGUGCCUGAAGCACCAACUCUUCCUGAUUCAAAUUCAUUGUACCAUAUACCAGUACACCACUCGAAUACUAAGCCAGCACAACUGUCAGCCUCUUCUAUUGGCAAGACACUUGGAGUUAAAAUGGGCAGUCUGGGUCCUGACAAAGAAAACGAAACAUAUUUACAAAAGCUGGAAAAACAAAAUAGACAAAGAGAAUAUAGCAAUCAGGUCAGAACACUAGCAAUGGUAAGCUAUUCCAGACAAGGCAAUACCAGAUCUUUGACCGACUCUCCAUCCACUCCAUUUGAUGAACAAAGAAUUGACAGUAGACAAUCCAUUAGCGAAUCAGGAUGGAAUAAUAAUGAAAAAUCAGAAUCAGUUUUGCAGUGGUCGCAUACUAAACGAUCAAUACCCCUGCGUGCACCUAGCUCGGUUGAAUCAAAAACCAAACUACCAGUUAUAUUUCAGCGCAAUCCAGUUGCAGAACAGUUGGCUGAAGCACUUUCAAAACGAGAAAAAAUGAAAGCUUAUGCUGCAGGAGUUCGCAAAUCAACACAUGCAAAGUUUUUUGAAAAGUCCACGUCAUCUUCAGCACAAGGAGAGACUCGGUUUCCUCUCAUUUCACUUGCCAAAAAGAGUAUGAGUUUGAACGAAGCAGCAUUAUGCUCAUUGAAGGAAAUUAAAAAUCUGGAAGAUACACAUGUACGUGAUAUGGCAGCAGCAGAUUCCAUUAGAAAGGAACUUGGAUUAAAAGUGUAA
Molecule: messenger RNA, 3537 nt
Organism: Batrachochytrium dendrobatidis JAM81
Lineage: Eukaryota; Fungi; Chytridiomycota; Chytridiomycetes; Rhizophydiales
Exons: 4
Coding region: 1-3537 (1178 amino acids)
Biological process (GO): axoneme assembly
Source: RefSeq, a predicted model, not a curated record